Molecule: messenger RNA, 6557 nt
Organism: Conger conger (European conger)
Lineage: Eukaryota; Metazoa; Chordata; Actinopteri; Anguilliformes; Congridae
Product: unconventional myosin-Ic-like
Exons: 33
Coding region: 523-3645 (1040 amino acids)
Biological process (GO): actin filament organization; vesicle transport along actin filament
Cellular component (GO): cytoplasm; myosin complex; microvillus
Molecular function (GO): microfilament motor activity; ATP binding; actin filament binding
Source: RefSeq, a predicted model, not a curated record
AGGGGGGAGACAGUCUUGCAAACAUUUGUUCCAUGAGUCAAUGUGGAGCUGUAUUACUGGCAAUAUACACCAUCUGACAAUUGGGAGUCAAAGGAAUUAUUUCGUAUAGGAUACUGCUAAUUACUUGCACUAAUAUACAAACUAGAAACUGCUGGCAGUUCGGUGUAUUUUCUGCGAAAUAAAAAGCGAUGGCUAAUUACAAAAAUUAAACAAGCACACAAGCAUGAGUGUGAUAUGGGCUUGACUAAUACCAACUAGACGCUUAAAUAGACGCAAACGGUACAGUUCUGUGGAUUAAGAAAGUUAGUCACUAAACCGAGAAAUAUCCAGCGACGGCCAAGGAGGGACACUGAAGUGAAUAGACACCGGGGGGAUUAAAUCUGGAGCUCCAGCAUUUGAGAACGUCCUGGCUUCCGAAUGACUGCAUAGUGUCUUUGUGAAAUCUGACUUUUUGGAGAAAGUAACCUAGCCUACUGUACGUCGGCAUAAAGUGAUAACAUACAGCCCUGCUGCCAGGCCGAGAUGAAGACGGUGAGCACAGAGGGGGUGCGCGCGAUGAUGGAGAGUGCGCUGACAGCCAGGGACCGGGUGGGGGUGCAGGACUUCGUCCUCCUGGAGAACUACACCAGCGAGGCGGCCUUCAUCGAGAACCUGCGCAAGAGGUUCAAGGAGAACCUCAUCUACACGUAUAUCGGGUCAGUUUUGGUGUCCGUGAACCCGUACAAGGAGCUGGAGAUCUAUAGUAAGCAGCACAUGGAACGAUACAGGGGCGUCAACUUCUACGAGGUUUCUCCCCACAUAUACGCGGUAUCAGACAACUCCUACCGCUCCAUGAGGACGGAGAGGAAGGACCAGUGCAUCCUCAUCUCCGGAGAGAGCGGAGCCGGGAAGACGGAGGCCUCCAAAAAGGUCCUGCAGUACUAUGCCUUCACCUGUCCCGCCAGCGAGCAGGUGCAGACCGUCAAGGACCGGCUUCUGCAGUCCAACCCCGUCCUGGAGGCUUUUGGUAAUGCUAAAACUUUGCGCAAUGACAACUCCAGCCGAUUUGGCAAAUACAUGGAUAUUCAGUUUGACUUUAAGGGAGCCCCCGUCGGAGGCCACAUCCUGAACUACCUGCUGGAGAAGUCCCGUGUGGUGCACCAGAGCCAUGGGGAGAGGAACUUUCACAUCUUCUACCAGCUGAUCGAGGGCGGGGAGGAGGACCUGCUGCGGAGGCUGGGCCUGGAGAGGAAUGCCCAGCAGUACCAGUACCUGGUCAAGGGGAACUGCCCCAAAGUGAGCUCCAUCAGCGACCGCAGUGACUGGAAGGCCGUGCAGAAAGCCCUCACCAUCAUCGGCUUCACCGAAGACGACGUGGAGGAGCUGUUGAAUAUCAUUGCCAGUGUCCUUCACUUGGGGAACAUUCAGUAUGGGGCAGAUGAGAGUGGCAAUGCCAGCAUCACCACGGAGACGCAGGUUAAAUACCUGGCCAAGUUGGUGGGGGUGGAGGGGGCAGCACUGAAGGAAGCCCUCACUCACAAGAAGAUCAUCGCCAAGGGUGAGGAGCUCGUGAGCCCACUGAACCUGGAACAGGCGGCCUCCGCACGCGAUGCCCUGUCUAAAGCCGUGUAUGGCCGCACCUUCACCUGGCUGGUCAACAAAAUCAACCACUCUCUGGCCUUCAAGGAUGAAGUGAACCACACCGAUAAGAGUGCUACAGUCAUCGGCCUCCUGGAUAUUUAUGGUUUUGAGGUCUUCCAGCACAACAGUUUUGAGCAGUUCUGCAUCAACUACUGCAACGAGAAGCUGCAACAGCUCUUUAUUGAGCUGACACUGAAGUCGGAGCAGGAGGAGUACGAGGCGGAGGGCAUCACGUGGGAGCCGGUGCAGUACUUCAACAACAAGAUCAUCUGUGACCUGGUCGAGGAGAAGUUCAAAGGAAUCAUCUCCAUUCUGGAUGAGGAGUGUCUCAGGCCGGGUGAUGCCACAGACCUCACCUUUCUGGAGAAGCUGGAGGACACUGUUGGAGGCCACGCCCAUUUUGUCACUCACAAGCUGGCCGAUGGGAAGACCCGUAAGGUUUUGGGAAGGGAGGAGUUCCGGCUGGUGCACUACGCGGGAGAGGUCAACUACAAUGUCAAUGGAUUUCUGGACAAGAACAAUGACCUUCUCUUCAGGAACCUGAAGGAGGUGGUGUGUCAGUCAGAAAACAAGAUCCUCACCCAGUGCUUUGACAGAGAAGAGCUGACUGACAAGAAACGACCGGAGACGACAGCCACUCAGUUCAAGACCAGCCUGGCCAAGUUGAUGGAAAUCCUGAUGUCUAAGGAGCCGUCGUACGUUCGUUGCGUUAAGCCCAACGAUGCCAAACAGUCAGGCCGCUUUGACGAGGUGCUGAUCCGCCACCAGGUGAAGUACCUGGGUCUGAUGGAGAACCUGCGCGUGAGGAGGGCGGGUUUUGCCUACAGGAGGCGCUAUGAGGCAUUCCUGCAGAGGUACAAGCCCCUGUGCCCUGACACCUGGCCCAACUGGCAUGGGAAGCUGUCUGACGGCGUGUCCACCCUGGUCAAACACCUCGGGUACAAGCCUGAGGAGUACAAACUGGGCAGGUCAAAAAUAUUCAUCCGUUUUCCAAAGACUCUGUUUGCCACAGAGGAUGCCUUGGAGACGCAGAAGCACACCAUUGCCACCACCCUGCAGAAGUCCUGGAGGGGCUACAGUCAGAGGUCCAAGUACCGCACAAUGAGGCAUGCUGCCAUUGUGAUCCAGUCCUGGUGGAGGGGCGUUCUGGCUCGCAGGAAGGCAAAGCAGAGGAGAGAAGCGGCCAACACCAUCCGCAAGUUCAUCAAAGGCUUCAUCUACCGCCACCAGCCACGUUGCCCGGAGAACGAGUUCUUCCUUGACUACGUGCGCUACUCCUUCCUCAUGAAGUUGCACAGGAACCUGCCCAAAACUGUCCUGGACAAGAGCUGGCCCACGUCUCCUCCAGCGCUGGCUGAGGCGUCCGAGCACCUGCGCAGUCUGUGCAUGAGGAACAUGGUGUGGUCCUACUGCAAGAAGAUCCAGCCCGAGUGGAAGAGCCAGAUGGAGCAGAAGGUGGUCGCCAGCGAGAUGUUCAAGGAUAAGAAGGAUAACUAUCCGCAGAGCGUUCCCAAACUUUUUGUGAGCACCAGACUGAACUCUGAAGACAUCAACCCCAAGGUGCUUCAGGUUCUGGGCAAUGACAGGGUGAAGUAUUGUGUUGCAGUGACCAAGUACGAUAGGAAGGGUUACCGUGCCCGGCCCCGACAGCUCCUGCUAGCUGCCACCUUUGCUGUGAUUGUAGAGGAGGCUAAGCUGAAACAGCGCAUCGAAUAUUCCACUCUGAAAGGUAUCUCUGUCAGUUCCCUGAGCGACGGCCUCUUCGUCCUGCACGUGCCCUGUGAGGACAACAAGCAGAAGGGUGAUGUGGUGCUGCAGUGCGAUCAUGUGAUUGAGGCCCUGACGAAACUGGCUAUCUGUGCCGACAAGAUGAACAACAUCAACAUAAACCAGGGGAGUAUAAAGUUCACCGUCGGCCAGGGGAAGGAAGGGGUCAUCGACUUCACCGCCGGCUCAGAGCUGCUGGUGGCUAAGGCUAAGAACGGACACCUGGCAGUGACUGCACCACGACUCAACUCUAGAUGAUGAUGUGGGUCGACCAAUCCAGACCUGCAAAUUACAGAAGGUUCCUCCUUGCUCACUGGGGCGAUAACAGCAGAUCACCCGAUCCUCGUCACUCUAGCCACUCCUCAGCCAAUCACAGCCCAGCUCUAGUCACGCCAAAGGCCUGCACAAGUAGUAAUUUUGCUUAUAUACAUAAUAAAUAGUUAUUAUGCUGCUGUUAUAAUUCCAUGUUUUAUAUUCACCAAAGAGACACAUCCAUAAACAAAUUGUAAAUGCACACAUUUAUCCAGAACCUUCUGUUCUAAGCCUGUCCAUUUGACAGUUGUGUACCAUUGAUAGGACAUGGAGGUAUGGGAGGGUGACCAGUUGGAUUCUUGAAGUCUUUGAAAUCAGGGAUGAGUACCUUGUUAACUGUCCUCCAUGGCUUUCUCUCUCAUCUUCUGUCUUCUGUCAUAUACUCUGCACAAAUGGGUUUUUUUUUGUAAAAUGUAAUAACAACCACCCCACACGCACACACACAAAUACAUGCACAAACACACACAUAUACAUAUAUAACCCCAUUUUUAUAAUGCUAUUGCAAAUUUCUAGUUUUUAUUAUGUUGUAGUUUGAAGCUGACAUUGUCAUUCAGAGGUUGAGAGAUGGAGAAAAUUUGUUGAGAGAUUAAGUGAAUUUUUAUUUUGUAUUGCCCCUCCCCUUCCAAAUAAUGUGCCUUAGAUAAAGUGAUUCCAGUUGUUUCUUAUAUUUAUAUUUUGUUAAUAUCGAUCGAGACAUAUUUAUCAGUGAGUAGAUAUGUUUUUUCGGGAUGACAGAGAAAUCAACUUGUCUCUUCCCUUUCUCAGGUGUCUUGGAAAUGUGUAUAUGGGCACAGGCAUAGGGCACACACACACACACACACACACACACACACACACAGACAACCUCUCUGCUCCAGUCUUCUAGUUAGAGGAUUGAGCACCAUCUAAAAUGGAGUCAUCAGCCCUAGCCCUGGAGAGCCGCAGAGUGUGCCAAUUUCUUUUGCUUCUCAGCUCUUAAUUGAUCCCUGAAAGCCAUCAAUUACACAUCAACAAGAGGUCAACUCAACUCACCUUGUUUCUUGGUGAAAGUGGUUUUAAGGCGCGGACAGGAACCAAUAGACUACUCUGCUCUCCAUGACCAAAGUUGGCGGCACCUGAUUUACAGCAAAACAACCAUUCCUGAAGCUUUAGCCACAUCCCUCUUUUAAAUAAUUAUCUUGGUCUGUGGCAGCCAUUUUGUUUCUGCAUCAUUUUAAUAUGUUCCCGUAUCUUGCAGACGUCUUCAUUGUAUGCGUGCUGUCUAGAAGGAAUUUUUAUCUGCUUUGUAACUAAGAAACGAAAAGGCAGGAAGGCAUGUGCUGACUAAAAUCUGCCACUGAAUCUGCUAUUGACACAGACUGCAUAUAUGCAGAUAUAUUUCUAAUAUCCAUGUAAGAUAACCAAAAGAAUCGAUUUGCACUUUUUCUUCCAAAAGCCACAAUUGUUCUUCCUUCAAUUAAAAUGAUUACAAUUGAUUGUAUUUUUGAUAUUGCUUGUGUACUGUAGUUUUUUUGUUUGUAGUGGUUUGGCUAAGAAACAGUUAUACAAGUAUGUACACCUUUUUUUUGGUUCAGUUGGAUUAUCACAAAGGCAGCAGAGCCAGAAUACUAUGUGUGCCAGGGUCAGUGGGACAGUAGAGGGUGUAAAAUGAGAUGAAGGAUGUGGAAGCUCACGUUGUCAUCCUUGCCAGCAAUGUGCAAUUAUCACCAUGUAAACAGGAACGUAAUUACACAUUGCAUUCUCCCCAUUUGGUUCCUCCAAAGUGCUUUUACUCCUUACUCCUUGUUUAAACUCACCCCUCCACCCCUCUCUCUGUCCAUCAGCUGAUUGAACUCACUCCUCCUUUCCCAGUACAUUUCCUUGUACUUUCAUUGAACUCCUCUACUGGAACCAAGUUCCUUCAGCAUGGUUUUCAAAAAGCAGUUGUUAUAAAAUCAUUUUACUUUGGCCUUUACUAACUUUUCCCUGCAAGCUUUGAUCACUGUAAGGGAUCCUUUGCUUGGUCGAUUCUCAUUAGUGGUGUGCACUUUAUUCACAUUUCUUCAUCAUUUGGCCUGGUCCGGGAGCUUUCUGUCCCACCUUUGCCCAAAACGUACGACCUGUCUCUCAGAGAAAAAGCCAUUGAACAGUGUGAUGCAUGACCAAGAUAUGUCCUGCAGUGACCGUGUAUACCAAAACUAACGCAAGAAAAAAAACGUAAGAGCUCAAAGGUGAUUCACUUUUAUUAUUAUUUAUUGUCAAGUAUAUUUACUCAUUUUCUGUGUUUUUCUGAUUAGAGACCGUUUGAAAAUAAUGGAAGUGGAGCCAAUGGAAAAUGCCAAGUGUGUGCUGUUGCAACUGUAUCCCAUCCAAAAAAGACAGAGAUCCUGUAAAGGUUCCUUGUGCCUAGAUAUUAACAUAAAUGUAAUGACACAUUUUUACUAAGCGAUGCAGAUUACUUCCGAAAACAUUACAUUUUUUGACCAUGCCUUUUUUUGCAGUUUUAUUAGUUAAAGGGAUAUCACAGUGCCUUCUUAUAGUUUGCUCAAAUUCAUAAUACUUUUCUGAUAUCACUUAUUUUGGGUGUAGCUGGUUCAAUAGUCUGAUGGUUAUAGAGUAAACAUGCAUAUAAAUAAAGAAGAUAUGAAUACAUGUAUGGAUAUAUUCAUACAGUAUAUGAAACCUAGCAACCAGCAACACAUUUCUCUGUGCUCAUUUUAAUUGUUUUUUUUUUUUCCUUUAAAGCCUGUAUUGUACCAAAUUAUAUGCUAAAUGAUUUUUAAAAUGCAAACACUUGGUAUCUGUUCAGUUGUUAUUGUAUACACUUUAUUGUAUAAUCAGAUUAACACACUAAGAUUUAAACAAAUGGUAAUUUUCAAAAUAAAAAAGUGAAACUGAAA